ACUACAAAGUCUGGGUCAAAAUAAAAAUGUUGGCUGUGAUUUUCAUUGUUAUAGUUUUGUUUUUAAUAUUGUGCUGGUACAAAUCUCAUCCUAAUUCACCUCCGACAUUUCCUGGAGAAUUGCCGAUAAUUGGACAUGCAGUUCAAAUGAUAGAACACCGAAAUGACAUAUGGACCUACAUAAAACGCGUUUGCGAUCACGCAAUGGAAAAUGGUGGACUUACUCGGCUAAGCGUGGGUUUUCAUACUAUUUAUGCCAUAACUGAUCCAACCGACGUCGGUAUCGUAGCAAGCGCGUGUUUAGACAAAGCAUUUUUUUAUAAAAUCGGAAAAGAUUUUGUUGAAAAAGGAUUAUUAACAGCUGAUGCAAUAAUAUGGAAGCCUCAUCGAAAGCUGAUAAACCCAGCAUUUAAUCAGCAAAUACUAAACACGUAUCUUAUUGAAAUGAACGUACAAGCUAAAAAUCUUGUCUCACAUUUGACUGCUAUGGCUGAAAACGGGCAGGUCGAUACUUAUCAAUAUUUGAUCCAAUACGUUUUAAGGAUAGUUUGUCGGACAUCAUUAGGAUUGGAAUCUAAAGAUCAGAACAUUAUUGACACCAAUUACACUAAAGCAAUCCAGGAAAUAUUUAAAAUAUUUUGCUAUCGUGCUUUUAAUCCUUGGUUAUAUCCGUCAUUUAUAUACAAAAGAACUGCAUUGAAAGGAAAAGAAGACAAAUUAAUAAAAGAACUCAACAACAUGAUAAAUACUGUUAUUCAAAAACGAAAAUCAGAUUUAAAGUCAAAUAACUGUAUUACGAACAAUGGAAUUGAUUCAAUAACGGGUAGAUUUAAACCCAUUUUAGAUCUUCUAUUACAUUUAGCUGAUAAAGAACAAGUCUUAACUGACGAUGAGAUCAGAGAACAUCUUGAUACUAUUGUAAUAGCCUCUUACGACACAACUUCAACAGUACUACAGAAUAUUUUGUUGGUGCUAGGAUCAUACCCAGAGGUACAGGAAAAAGUUUAUAAAGAAGUUCAAGAAGUAUUUCAAAACAAUGAAGAUUUAAAUAUCCAUGAUUUGUCAAAACUUGUUUACAUGGAAGCAGUGAUAAAGGAAGUAUUGAGAGUAUAUGAUGUAGUUCCUGUAGUUGCAAGAAAACUUGACACUGAUAUUGUCCUCCCAAAAUGUACUUUGAAAGCGGGAAGUACAUGUAUACUGUCUUUGUAUGGCCUCCAUCGUCACUCUUCAUGGGGGCCAGACGUGAACCAGUUUAAGCCGGAGCGAUGGCUGAACCCCGCGACUUUACCUACAAAUCCCAACGUUUAUGCUGCGUUUAGUAUUGGCAAGCGGAACUGUAUUGGGAAACAAUACGCUAUGAUGAGCCUAAAGAUUUCUCUUGCACACGUCGUGAGUAAGUUCCACAUUUCGGGUGACAUCAAAAAUAUCAAAUGGAAAUUUGAACUCGUAUUGAAACCAGCAGAACCGGCUCUUAUUGGCUUUGAUUUAAGGUCUUAGUUUUAGAGUAAAAAAAUAAAUAAAAG
Molecule: messenger RNA, 1522 nt
Organism: Spodoptera exigua (beet armyworm)
Lineage: Eukaryota; Metazoa; Arthropoda; Insecta; Lepidoptera; Noctuidae
Source: the annotation of a GenBank genome assembly